This is a messenger RNA of Vicugna pacos (alpaca), 1572 nucleotides long. RefSeq names its product apolipoprotein L2-like. The record is from RefSeq and is a predicted model, not a curated record. Gene Ontology annotation, biological process: lipoprotein metabolic process; lipid transport. Gene Ontology annotation, cellular component: membrane; extracellular region. Gene Ontology annotation, molecular function: lipid binding. NCBI's taxonomy places the organism in Eukaryota, Metazoa, Chordata, Mammalia, Artiodactyla, Camelidae.
GGAUCCAGGGCUUUCAGUUUCCCUUUUGAUUUGAGGGGUAUAUCUAGGACCAGAGGACGCUGUGUCUGGUUAUUACGCAGGCGCAGAGCAGGUGACUGGAUCCGCACAGCUGAGAACGUCUGGGUCUGGUUCACACUCAGCCAGAGGGAGACUUCUGGGGUGAAGCCACACUUGCUUCCAGCCUGACGCAGACUGGUGAGCUGAAGUAGGACGCUGACAUCCCUCUGCUGGCAGCAUGGCUUCAGUAACCAGCGGGGACUGCCCAGAUCCCGAGAGCUUCUUUGAGGCUGUUGUCAAAUCUCUGCAGGACAUACUGAGCAGAGAGGAACUGUCACAGCUGCUGACUGAAGUCCUAAAUAGAUUUGUGGCUGAGGGCAACUUGUCCAGGGAAGAGGCAGAUGCACUGCGUGAAUACCUGAACGAGCUGAAUGCAGACUUGGCCCUGAGCGACCGAGACAUGCUGCUAAGGGAGCAGCUGAGUAAAAAGAGGUUUUUGAAAAGGUUUCCUCGGGUGAAACGGAAGCUUGAGGAAAGCAUAAGAAAGCUGCAUGAUCUUGCAGACAAGGUGGACAAGGAUCACAGGGACUAUACCAUCUAUAAGGUGGCGGCCACCUCUGCUGGUGCGGUGUCUGGCCUCCUGACCAUUGCCGGCCUGACUCUGGCACCCGCGACAGCGGGGGUCAGUCUGGCACUCUCGGCUGCUGCGUUAGGGCUGGGGGCCACAGCUGCUGCGACCAGUGUGGGUACCAGUGUGAAGGAACACAAGAGCAUGUCAUCAGCAGAAAUCGUGGCCCAUCGUUUGAUGUCACCUGCCAUCGAGAAAUGGAAAGUGGUCAAGGAGGUUCUACAGCAGAGCACGCCCCGAAUUGUUUCCACAGAAGAGAAACUCACAGAAGCCGUGCAACGCAUUGAAAUGAAUAUCCUUGCCAUCAAGCUGGUCAGUGCCAACCCUGGUUUCCGUGAAGAUCUGCUACGUUUCCUGACCACAGGACAGAUCUCAUACCAAAGUGGCAAGCAGUUGAGGGAAGUUCUUAAAGGCACAGGUCUGGCAAUGGCCAAAGGAGCCCAGGUCCUGGCUGUGGCCUCCGCAGGCUCCCUCCUUGUGAUGGAUCUGGGCUACCUGGUGAAAGAGGCAAUGCACCUGCGUGAUGGGGCAAGGGCAGAGUUAUCUGAACAGCUAAGGCAGCGGGCCCGGGAGCUGGAGAAGAGGUUGGAGGAGCUCACCCGGAGCUAUGAGAGUCUGCAGCAGGGCCAGUGUCCCACCCCUGCCCCACACAGCAGACCAGGGAGCAGGGGUCCAGGUGGGGCCAAGAAGCAGAGUUAGCUUUAGAGAGGGAAAAAGAGCCAAAUAAAACGUAUGGACUUGGGUGUGGAGGAAUUUGGCAUUUCUAGGUCUGAGCGCAGCCGGGUAGGGAUUCAAACAGGUGGCAGAUGGUGAAAGACACGGGAGCUUGGAGUCUGGAAUAAUGGUGGAGGGGGGACGAGAGAGUGAUGGGAAAAGGGGGAAAACCAUGUAUCAUGAACUAAAAAAGACACUGGGGGCCUGAAGAAAGAGAGAGGCUGGAGGAACAA